Episyrphus balteatus (marmalade hoverfly) is the source of this 369-nucleotide messenger RNA. RefSeq names its product putative mediator of RNA polymerase II transcription subunit 29. The record is from RefSeq and is a predicted model, not a curated record. The transcript has a single exon. Lineage: Eukaryota; Metazoa; Arthropoda; Insecta; Diptera; Syrphidae. Bases 1 to 369 code for a protein of 122 amino acids.
AUGGUUGAAUUCCUGGAGACUGACAAGAAUGAUAAGACUGACAACACCGACAGCACCGACAAGACCAACACCCACAACACCCACAACACCCACAACACCCACAACACCAACAACACCAACUACACCAACAACACCAACAAUACCGAUAACACCGACAACACUGACAGCACCGACAACACCGACAAUAUUGACAACACCGAUAACUUGACAACACUCCCAGCACCGACAAGACCAACCAACACCCACAACACCCACAACACCCACAACACCAACAACACCAACUACACCUACAACACCAACAACACCGGUAAGACCGAAAAAAGCCUCAAGGCUCUCAGUACUUGCUGCUAUUGGAGUACGACUUCUUAA